Messenger RNA from Durio zibethinus, 2461 nucleotides. RefSeq lists its product as uncharacterized. Gene Ontology annotation, cellular component: phagophore; autophagosome. The record is from RefSeq and is a predicted model, not a curated record. Lineage: Eukaryota; Viridiplantae; Streptophyta; Magnoliopsida; Malvales; Malvaceae. Gene Ontology annotation, biological process: response to stress.
UGCCCUCAUAUAAACGCCUUCUCUCUCUUCCUCUGUCUCUGUCUCUCUCCAAACUCUGUUGAUCAAAAACCAACGGCAUCCCCCGUACACAACCUGCUCCGGCCACUGGCUAAAUUAAUGAUCCCGGGGCAGGAAUAAUGCCAUAUACCUGUUAAAAGAACAGAUGUAUGCGUGAAAUUGGCUUUGACAGUCUGAUACUCAGAAAUGGAUUUUAAAUUUAACAGUAUCGGCUGGGUGGGGGGCAUUUACCAGAAGUUUGAAACGUUGUGCCAUGAGGUGGAUAAUAUUGUGAACCAGGACACUGUCAAAUAUGUUGAAAACCAGGCACAAAGUGUGGGUAAAAGCGUGAAGAGAUUUUAUUCUGAUGUCAUACAUGAAAUACUGCCUCCUUUAAAACAUGAAGGUCUAGGAGUUGCUUUAAAAAGAAGUGCCACAAUUGAUACCUAUGUUAAACCAAAGGCUGCUAUUGAGGAAGAUCACAUAGACACUGUUGGUAAGCUAUCACAUGUCGAGCCUGUUGCAGUUGAUCCCAUUGAAAAACAGCUUGAUCAUGCUUCUAAUGAACUUUGCCUUUCAAAUCUACUUAGUACUCCAACUUCUGGUGAUGCCCUUAAUGGAGCAAAGUCAGACAUAAUGUCAGGACAAGUCAAUGAUGUUUUGAAAAAUACAAGCUCUGAUGUAAACAUAGAAGAAAAUACCAUAAUGGAAAAAACAUCUGGGUCUGAUGUACUAGAGUUGAUCUCUCCUAGCGAGGAAGAAUCCUUUGGAGAUUCAUUGGCAAAUGAAUUCAUUGAUUGUAAUAAUAAAAAUUCAUGCAGGUUUGUAGGUGAAGUUUCUCUUACGAAGUCAUUUCAUGACAUGGAGUUUCAAUCCCCUGAAAAGGAGGGAACAGUUAAUAACAUUGCAGUUGAUGAGGUCAAAAAACAGCUUGAUUGUGCUUUUGGUGAGCUUUGCCUUGUAGACCAACCAAAUAACUCUAAUUCUGUGGAUUCCCUUUUGGGGAAAGAACACUUAACUUCAGAACAAGUUGCUGAUGUUUUGAAAGAUACAAAACCUGAAGUGAACAUAGAGGAAAAUGCCACAAUGGAAAAGCCUUCAGCAUCUGAGGUGUCAGAGUUUAUCUCUCCUGUUGUGAAGGAAUCCUGUGGAUCUUCAUUGUUGAAUGAGUUCAUUGAUUAUAAUGAUAAAGAAAGGUUUUGGGUUGAAGCGGAGGUUUCUCCAGUAACUUCAGUUCAUGAUGUGAGAAGGCCAUCUGCAUCAGAUGUUUCAGACUUGAUCUCUCCUUGUGAGGAAGAAUCCUUCAGAGCUUCAUUGGUCCCUGAGUUUGUUGAUUGUAAUGAUAAAAGUCCACGUGUGGUUUGCACUGAUGUUUCUCCUGCAACUUUAGUUCAUGGCAACCAAAAUUCAGAAACAGUUAAGAAUGACUUUACAGAUGAUUCUGAGUGUGUCCCAGACGCCUCAGGUGGUAUUACUUCGUCAAAAAUGACUUCUUCAGUCAUAUGUUGUGAGGAAAAUAUGGCAGAGAUUGGAGUUGAUUCUUCUUGUGGUUCAAUAUUUAACGAAUUUUAUUUGCCUGAGAAUUCAUCUGCAAAAGCAUUUCUUUAUCAUGACUCUGUUCAUGUGGCUGAGUUGGUUUCUCACAAUGUGCAUUCAUCUUCCAUGUUGACCCCACUUCUAUCCAAUGAGAAGAAGUUGACGGGGGCAGUAUCUAUGUCAUCUAACAGUGACUUAUCAUUGGAAUUACUUGAAAAUGAUGCCUCCAGAACUGUUAAUGGCACAGAGUCUCUGACUGCAAUAUCAGGAAUAAAAAAUGUUUACUUUGGUGGUGAAUCUGCUCAACUUCAGGCUUUAUCCUCUUCUGAUAUUGGACCUAUAGAUGAUUCCACCGAUGAUAUCUGUGUUUCUUCCAUGGAGACCAUUGAAUUGUGUGAUGAGGUGAAGCUUGAAGAUAGCUGUGUCAUUGUUGAUAGUACUGCACUUUAUGCUGUCUCUCGUAUAAUGAGAAAACACAGAUCAUACAAGAAAAGGGUCCAGGAUGCUUUAACUUCAAAAAAGAGGCUGACAAAGGAGUAUGAGCAGCUAGCUAUUUGGUUUGGAGAUGCAGAUAUGGGGUCAAACCAGGAUCAUUUACAAACUCUACGGCCAUCUUCCUCUACCACAACCUUGGAGUGCAAAAAUCUGCAAACAGAACUUGUAUGUGAUUCUGAGUGGGAACUCCUCUAAGUAAAUAAAGAAACUAGGUUGGAUGGCUUCUGACCGGAUUCAUUCUCAAGCCUUUUGCUUGUGCCAUAAGAAUGAGUUGCACUGUAAAUAAUCAUGUUCAAAGUUCCACCUUCUGUAAAGGUAUUUCCAAUAAAAGCACGGUUAAUCAAUCUGUCUUGUAAAUCAAAUAGUCUGCCAUAAGUGGCACAACAUUUCAACUUUCAAUGGUAUAUUUAUCUAGUUCUAUCUAUUUUUCUUA